Rotaria sp. Silwood2 is the source of this 1629-nucleotide messenger RNA. The record is from the annotation of a GenBank genome assembly. NCBI's taxonomy places the organism in Eukaryota, Metazoa, Rotifera, Eurotatoria, Philodinida, Philodinidae.
AUGUCAAAUUUAGAAGAGAAAUUAAAUAUAUUAAAAAAAAAGAAAUUAACAGCAAAAACAAUUGUUGAACAACAACGAAAUGAAAUGCGUUUAUUAAAAUCUACAUUAACAAUAAAUGAACGAUUAGAAGAAAUUUAUAAACGAUUUGAUAAUAAAAUUAAUAUAGAUAAUAAUCUUUAUAAUAAAAUUCUUCAAAUAUCAAAUGAUAAAAAUGAAAAGUUUUCUUUAAAUGAUCAAAUUCAUCGAGCUAUUGAAGAUUUAUCAAAUAUAAUUGAAGAAAUUCUUAUUAUACUUUCAAUUGAUAAUAAUAUUCAUUUAAAAAAUCAUGAACUGGAUAUUAUUUUAAAAAAACAAAAAGAAUGUUUUCAAUUAAUUAAAUGGAAAUUAUCAGAUAUUUAUGCAAAUCGUAUUGCUGAUGAAGUGUCUUAUCACAUGAAUAUUAAUAAAAGAGAUAAAUUAUGUUUUGAACAGUUAAAUUUACCUUCAGGUUUACUUCUUGGAUUGUAUGCUAUGGGUUUUCAAAAUGGUCCAUCGGAUACACAAGCACUUAUUUUACCUUAUUCAUUAUCUGACCAAUUUCAAAGAAAUAUUAUUGUUCAAUCAAAAACUGGAACUGGAAAAACGGUUUCCUACAUCAUACAUGUUCUUGCUCGUAUUCAAUCUGUUCUUUCUCAACCACAAGCUUUAAUUAUUGUACCUACUGUUGAACUUGCUUUUACAGUUGGAUCUGGUAUUGAAAAAAUGUCAAUUUAUCUUCCAAAUAUUCAAAUCACAUAUGCAACAUCUUCUCUAUUAACACAAACACCAUUUAAUACACCAAUUGUCAUUGGAACAAUAGAUAAACUUGAUUCAUUUCAAUCAUUAAUAAAUUUUUCUCAACUUGAAAUACUUAUUAUUGAUGAAAUUGAUACAAUGAUUAUACGUGAAGAUUAUCGACAAUCUUUACUUAAUCUUUUUGAUAAUCUACCAUUAUUAAAUCAUUGUCAAAUACUUGUUUAUUCAUCAACAUUAUCUGAACAAAUAAUGAAUUUUACAAAUGAACUUAUACCAAAUUCAAUUUUAGUUAGACAAAGAUCAGAUAAACAACAAUUAAAUAAUAUUGAACAAUUUUAUAUUAUGUGUCAUGAUGAAAAUAAAAAAGAUAUUAUUGUUAAUGUUAUAUUAGAACAAUUUAUCAAAGCACAAAUUAUGAUUUUUUGUUCUGAUGAUGAAACAACAGAACGACUUUAUCAAAAGAUUAUGAUUGAUAAUAAAAAUCAUACUCGAAUUCUAACUACUAAAUUCAAUAAUCAACAACGUAUUUCAUUAAUCGAAGAAUUCCGUUCAAAUUCAUUUCGAAUAUUUCUUCUAUCUGCUCAAACAUCUGCUACUACUCAUGGUAUUGAUUUAGAUAAUGUUAGUAUAGUAAUCAAUUAUAAUUUGCCUUGUUCACUUGGUAUCGAUUCCGAUCUUGAUUAUGUUACUUAUCAUCAACGACUUGAUCGGUGCGGACGUUAUGAUAAACAUGGUUAUCUAUUUAAUUUAAUUCAAACAUUAGAUGAUUGGAAUAUUCAACUUGGUGAACAAAAUUAUUUUUCUUUUGUUAUCAAACAAAUUGAUAUUGAUGGUAUUCGUGAACUUAUAUUAUAA